Dictyostelium purpureum is the source of this 765-nucleotide messenger RNA. RefSeq lists its product as uncharacterized. The transcript is spliced from 3 exons. Bases 1 to 765 code for a protein of 254 amino acids. The record is from RefSeq and is a predicted model, not a curated record. NCBI's taxonomy places the organism in Eukaryota, Evosea, Eumycetozoa, Dictyosteliales, Dictyosteliaceae.
AUGAAAGCAGAAUGCCCAAUAGAGCAAGUAAAACAUAAAAGUACAGCAACCUAUUAUACUGAUCCUCAACAUGGUAAUUGUGGAUAUGGUGAAUUGAUGGGUAGAACAGGUCCAGGAACAAUGAUGGUAGCAGCACUUUCAACAAAGUUUUACGAUGAUUCUAAAAGCUGUGGCCAAUGUUUCAAUAUUUUUUCUCCUUAUACAAAUAGAUCCUUGGUAGUAAUGGGGACAGAUAAAUGUCCAGAUAAAGGGUGGUGUGAAGCAGACUAUCAUUUUGAUUUAACUACCGAUGCUUUUGAUGUACUAGGUCCAAGACUUGAUGGUGUUUUAUAUAACUUGGAGUUUUAUAAAGUACCAUGUCAAAUAAAAGGAAAUGUUAAAGUAAUGAUGAAAGAUGGUUCAAACCCAUUUUGGACUUCAUUCUUAGUUUUUAACUCUAAUAUUGGAGUUAAGCAAGUAUCCAUUAAAUUAUCUGGAAGUGAUCAGUUUAAACCUCUACCAAUAACUUCAUACAAUUAUUGGGAUUCACCAAGUAUGACUCCAGGUGAAUUCGAAUUACGUAUCGAGUCGAUUGGUGGUGAAUUUAUCUACACUAAAAUAUCAUCAGUAGAAAGUAAUAAAAUUAUCGAUACCGAAACCCAAUUCACUGUUGAAGGCUGCGAUAGUGGAGAAAUAAAUUACGAUGAUCCUUAUGCUCCAUUUAGAAUACCAUCAGAUUCAUCCAGAAUUUUACCACCAACCAUCAUUCAAAGAAAAAGAAAAUAA